CAUGCAGCAGCUUGACGAGUUCCGGUGCCCCCAUGCGCUGAGGUCGUCAGCAAAGAUCACUUUUUUGAAGGCAGGGGAGGUCUCCCGGACAGAGCAGAGCAGAGGCCAGCACAUGCGAUGCGAUCCGCGCUCAUUUCUCGCCGUCUCCUCCGCGUCCGCAGCCGCCCAGCCAAUUCACAGCCCCCACUUCCCCAGCCGGUAUAAAUUCCCCACCCCUCUCGUUGCCCUCCUCCCCACCUCCAAUCCCAAUUCCGAAGCUCCAAGCGCAGCAAGCAGAGUAGAAACCAAAGCCAUCUCAGCUCACAACUGAAAGAGAAACAGAGGAGCAGCCAUGGGCAAGGUGCAUCCCAACGCCGUCGCGCCAGAGCCCGCCACAACCACCGUCAGACGAUCGGCCGAGGAGGAGGCGCCGGCGGUGCUGACGGUGUGGCGCAAGUCCCUGCUCUUCAACUGCGACGGCUUCACCGUCUUCGACGCCAAGGGCGACCUCGCCUUCCGCGUCGACUGCUAUGGCUCCAGCCGCCGCCGCGCCGAGGUCGUCCUCAUGGACGUCGCGGGGAAGCCGCUCCUCACCGUCCGCCGCAAGAGGCUCAGCCUCCUCGGGGAGCACUGGGUCAUCUACGACGGCGACGCCGCCGACGCAGCAGCAGGCAAAGCCAAGCCGCUCCUCUCCGUCCGGCGCCACGUCAGCCUCAAAGCUUCCAGCAAGACGCUAGCGCACGUCACGCCCAUGGCCUCUGCUGCUACCUCCGCGGCGUUCGUGGUGGAGGGCUCGUACGGGCGGCGUGCCUGCGCGGUGCGCGACGCGCGCGGGGACGCGGUGGCGGAGGUGCGCCGGAAGGAGUCGGUGGGCGACGACGUGUUCCGGCUGGUGGCGGACCCCCGCCUGGGCGCGCCGCUGGCCAUGGGGCUCGUCAUCGCCCUCGACGAGAUGUUCGCCGGCGGCCGUGGCUCGGCGCGGUCCCUGCUGCGCAGGACAUGGUCGGCGUAGCUAGCUACUAGAAACGCCGACGCCAAUGGUUGGCCAGGGCCACUUCUCCAUCUGACGCAAUAUGUACAGACCCGAUCGAUUGUUAGCGGCAUGCAGCAGAGUUUUAGCGUGCUGGCUGCUAGUACUGCGGAGGGCCUAUAGCUAUAGCUAGUGUGCCACAUCACAUCCAUUCAUCGGUUAGCUACUUUUGUUUUUGCUUCGUCGUUCUUCCGAAGUAAACUCAAAAGUGGUGACAAGAAUGCGAUGAACUGAAGAAGGUGAAAGAAGCAAGAAGAAGAACAGUGCCAGUGAACGGGAGAGGUGAAGUACAAAAUCUCUGGAUUGUUGAAUUGAGAUCUCUCGAAGGAGACUCUGGAGAAUUAAUGGUAGACUGAAAUAAAUAGUUAACUUGUUCCAGACUACA
Molecule: messenger RNA, 1394 nt
Organism: Setaria italica (foxtail millet)
Lineage: Eukaryota; Viridiplantae; Streptophyta; Magnoliopsida; Poales; Poaceae
Product: protein LURP-one-related 8
Exons: 1
Coding region: 332-991 (219 amino acids)
Source: RefSeq, a predicted model, not a curated record